AUGCCGUCAAUCGGCAUCCUUGGUCUCUUCGUAUUCGUGACGGUUUUGCAUCUGCAAGACAGAGGAACCGUGGCGGGAAGUUUUACCCCCCGCUGCCAUGUGGACUCUAACCGUUUUGCGGCAAAAGCGAUAUCCCGUGGUGGGUGGGUCGACGUCAUUUACGACAUAACGUACAGCAAGGGACUAUGCGACACUGAUGACGAAAAUGGUCUUCUGAACGCCAGUAUUAACGGUCGAAACCAGCUCUUCAAAGGGCGAAAAGGGGUCAUCACUCUCAAAGACGCUGCUGUGCGCAUCAACUUGACAUCUGAUAAGAAAGGGAAACAGUUCUUUUCUUCGGGUAUAUGCUGGAGUUCAACGAACUGCACUAUUCUCUGUUCCUCUGCCUUCCUCGGUUCCGUCUCCACAUGCACUCUGGACAGCAUCGUUGUUCCACUUGUUUUGACGCUCUUCUGGGUAGUGCCACUCGCUAUCUGUACCUUUUCCUUGUUUUUGUGCUACAUGCGUCUACGCACGCUACAACGAAACGAGAUGCUUGAACUCCGGGGACAACAUAUACUACGGGAACACUACCAAGCGGCACUACCAGAACGGCGACGAAAAGGAGAAGGUGCCACCUCCAUAUAUGUGAAUACAGCCGAUGCGACAUGUGAUGCUCUUUCUCGCGAAAAAACAAACUAUACACUAGAAGAGACCGCUGCGUCUCGAGACAAUAAGGAAGCUGAAGUUCGUGACAAAGACACAUCCGAAGUAGUCACAGAAGAUGCACUUCGCACUGUUUAUGUAUCCAUUCUUGGGGGGCAAGAAACUGUAUACCACAAUCAAGCAGAUGUUGUUGAAGAGGCAGAAAAAAAACAAGUAGCUCAGAUAGUCGACAUCGGCCCUUCAGCGUACGAGACCGAACAUAGCGCUGAAGCAGCUGCUGCACGUGACACAGAAGGUUUCUCCCGGUGCCGGUCUGAGCUGAGUGUCAUGCGGUGGGCAGAAACCGUCGAUGCUCUCGAGGAGUCCGAGGAGGCUGCCCGACGCGGUGUUGAGGAGGCUGCCCGGCGCGGGGUUGAGAGCAUAGGUCGGCGCCUGUGUGGACUUCCUCCUUUCUGGGAUGCUGAGGAGUGCGUUUCGUUUGAUUUGGAAGAGAUUGCAACGCUGGAAGAUAACGAGGUUUUGAUACGGGAUUUUGAUAAAGGGUUUAGGACAGUUGGUGAUGUUGUUAUGCUGGAAUCUUUGCGGCGUUCUUUUAUUGUUUCCGAGGAGGUUUGCUGUAUAGUAUGGUUGAGGGCGGAGGAGAUUGCCGAUGGGCGAGAGGCUAUGUCGCGACGGUUUGCUAGGAAAAGGAUGCAACUGGCGGGCGAGGAAGAAGCAGCUCGUGAUGCGCUGCGGGAGGUUGAGGAGCGAUAUUUAGACAAUAUUUACGCCGAGUUUGAAGAAAAGCGAUUGUUGUUUAAAUCCGCGGGGACGCUGUCGAAGGAAGAAAUUCGUAUGCUUUCAGUGUCGAGGAGCUAUGGUAGUGAAUUCAGGUGGCGCAUGCUGAAGAUGGCAAGGCCACCUGCUGGUGCAUCGACGCCUAAACCCUUUAUAGGUUUUUCGUUGGGGGAGUUUCUCGGCGAGCCGCACUUAAGGGUGGAGGGUUUGUAUGAGUGCGGGCCCGCGUAUCAGGUUGGAAUACGCAUCGGCGACGUGCUUCUCUCGAUUGAAGGAAAACGGGUGACAUCUAUCGCGGAGGCCCGGCAUGCAGUGCUGAGACACUGUCAUACUGGUCGUCUAACAGAUCUGACACUGCAGCGGCCUGAUGGUACGGUCUACGCCGUGUCUCUUUGGGUGAUGACAGCAGAGCCGCGGUUAAGGGAUGAACCGUAUUUCUUCGAUAUUAUGCGCCACAAGCGUUUCCAACGACGCUGGCAGAAAGAGACGAUUGAAAGCACUCCAUAA
Messenger RNA from Trypanosoma grayi, 1929 nucleotides. Its product is annotated as kinetoplast DNA-associated protein. The record is from RefSeq and is a predicted model, not a curated record. Lineage: Eukaryota; Euglenozoa; Kinetoplastea; Trypanosomatida; Trypanosomatidae. Bases 1 to 1929 code for a protein of 642 amino acids. The transcript has a single exon. Gene Ontology annotation, molecular function: protein binding.